Molecule: messenger RNA, 1140 nt
Organism: Ochotona curzoniae (black-lipped pika)
Lineage: Eukaryota; Metazoa; Chordata; Mammalia; Lagomorpha; Ochotonidae
Product: translation initiation factor IF-2-like
Exons: 2
Coding region: 1-1140 (379 amino acids)
Source: RefSeq, a predicted model, not a curated record
AUGUUCCUGCUUCGACUCACUACAGCCAAAACACCAUCACUUUACGCUUUGACAGCCAACGAGUCUAAAUAUCAGAGUAUCAGAUUAGAUCCACUGGGGGACAGAACCUGCCUAAGUGGGAGCCAGGGCCGCACGGACCGCUCCGACCGCCCCUACUGCGCCGCGAAGCGAAACCAGAAGCCUGCACCCGGCGCGCUGCGGGCUUUCAUUCGUCCGCAGCCCGGCGUCGGGAAGCCGAGGGAAGCAACAGCGCUCCAGCCCAGAUCCCUCAGCCCUCUCGCCCCGGGAGGGACCCUUCCUCAAACACACCGCCAGCUCACGUCCUCCGCUGACCCCAGGCAUGCCGCCCUAACAGAGCACCCAGUGGCCCAGGCCUUAUUCCCGUCCGCGCGCAACACCGAGAAAAGAGGCCGCUGCAAGGGCCACGGAGCCGGUGCGCGGAGCCAGAGCAGAGCCGGUGCCCGGCGCCGAGCAAGGCGCCCUUCGGCCCCGCGCCGCUCCCUCCCAACCCCGCAGCGCCGCGCUCACCUCCACGGCCUUUCCUGUGGGCCCAGCCGGCGCAGCCGACAGCGGCCUACCGCCGCCGCUCCGCAGCCUCCUUUUCCUGCCCGACCUCGGCGCGGUGCGGCGUCGCGUCUGGAGGCCCGGAAAACGGCUCCGCAGCCCAGCCCGCGGGGUCCCCGCCUCCCGAGCCGGCCACUUCCCGCAGCAGCCGCGGCUCCUUCCGGUGUCUCCGCCGCCGCAGGCGUCCCGGGCGUCAGGAGAGGGCGGGGAGAGGCGGGCCGCGGGGCGGAGCCGGGGACCGGGCGCAGGUGCGGGUCCCUCCCGACCGGCUCCCCGCCGGCGCCCGGUGCGGGCUCCCUGCCGGCCCCCGGCCCUCCUCCGGCCCCGGGCUCUCCGCCUGUCCCCCCGCCGGCCCCCUGCCCACCCCCGGUGCGGGCUCCCCGCCGGCCCCCGGCCCUCCUCCGGCCCCGGGCUCCCCGCCUGUCCCCCCGCCGGUCCCCUGCCCACCCCCGAUGCGGGCUCCCCGCCGACCCUCCGCCCGCCCCGGGCUCGCUGUCCCCCUUCCCCUCAGCUCACAGUGACCACAGUAAGGUCUUGUCUCAACGCAUUACCCAAUCUCCGUCUGCUAGCUGCUGA